Molecule: messenger RNA, 2647 nt
Organism: Arabidopsis arenosa
Lineage: Eukaryota; Viridiplantae; Streptophyta; Magnoliopsida; Brassicales; Brassicaceae
Source: the annotation of a GenBank genome assembly
AUUUUCACAAUUCUUUUUUUCUCUUUCUCUCGUCGUUUAUAUAUUUUUAUUUUAUUUUCGUUUGGGGCAAUUGUAAUCUAGAGAAACGACAGGAACCAAGGGUAACGAAAUUGAAGAUCGAAGAUGUUAGAACAGCUAUUAAUCUUUACCCGAGGAGGAUUAAUCCUUUGGACAUGCAAAGAGAUUGGUAAUGCUCUGAAAGGAUCACCUAUCGACACUUUGAUCCGGUCUUGUCUCCUUGAGGAACGAUCUGGUGCUGUUUCGUUUAACUACGAUGCUCCUGGUGCUGCCUACACUCUCAAGUGGACGUUUCACAAUGAUCUUGGACUUGUCUUUGUCGCUGUUUAUCAGCGGAUUCUCCACUUGCUUUAUGUUGAUGAUUUGCUUUCUAUGGUGAAGCAAAGCUUCUCUGAGAUCUAUGAUCCUAAACGGAUGGCUUAUGAUGAUUUCGAUGAGACUUUUAGGCAGCUUAGGAUUGAAGCUGAAGCUAGGGCUGAGGAAUUGAGAAAGACUAAGCAAGUUGGAAAGCCUGUGAGUAGUGUUAAGAAGCAAGGGCAGGUCUCAAAACCUGGACUUGAAGGAGGAAACAAAAGGGUUAGUGAAGGUGGCUCGAAGAAAGAUGAUGGUGAUGGUAAUAAGGCCAAAGUUAGUACCUUGACUAAUGGUCAUUCUAAUGGGAAUCAUCAAAUGGAAGAUGAUUCUCAGGAGACUGAUCUUGCUAACGGGAAAGAAAACACGAGUUCUAAUGUUGCUGUUGAUUUAAGUAAACUUCAGAAACUAAGAAGUAAAGGAGUAAGAGGUAGAGGAGGUGUAAGGAAAACUGACAGUAUAGGUAAUAAGAGUUCCAAGGUUGCUGCUGCGGAGCCAGCCAAAAAGGCGACAAAGAAAAACAGGGUUUGGGAUGAUGCGGCUCCCAAACAAUCGAAAUUGGACUUCACGGAUUCCGUCGAUGAAAAUGGGAACAAUGAUCAUGUAGAUAUUGUGGCUGCUGACCAAGGCGAAAGUAUGAUGGACAAGGAAGAGGUUUUCAGCAGUGAUAGUGAAAGUGAAGAUGAUGACGAACCAGGAAGUGAUGAGAAGCCUGCUGAGGCUAAGAAAAAGGGGUGGUUUUCUUCUGUUUUCCAGAGUAUUACUGGGAAAGCGAAUCUUGAAAGGACAGACCUCGGACCGGCGUUGAAGGCUCUGAAGGAACGGCUCAUGACCAAGAAUGUGGCUGAAGAGAUUGCUGAGAAGCUUUGUGAAUCAGUGGAAGCUAGUCUUGAAGGAAAGAAGUUGUCAUCUUUCACCAGGAUCUCUUCAACUGUUCAGGCAGCGAUGGAGGAUGCUCUGGUUCGUAUAUUGACUCCGAGACGCUCCAUUGACAUAUUGAGAGAUGUUCAUGCUGCCAAAGAACAGAGGAAACCUUAUGUGGUUGUGUUUGUUGGAGUCAAUGGAGUUGGGAAAUCCACCAAUCUGGCCAAAGUGGCGUAUUGGCUUCAGCAGCAUAAGGUCAGUGUAAUGAUGGCUGCUUGUGACACAUUCCGUUCUGGAGCUGUUGAGCAGUUACGGACUCAUGCUCGUAGGUUACAGAUACCGAUAUUUGAAAAGGGUUAUGAAAAGGAUCCAGCUGUAGUUGCUAAAGAAGCCAUACAAGAAGCAACUCGAAAUGGAUCCGAUGUUGUUCUUGUUGACACAGCUGGUCGGAUGCAGGAUAAUGAACCUUUGAUGAGAGCACUCUCAAAGCUCAUCAACCUUAAUCAGCCAGACUUGGUCUUGUUUGUUGGGGAAGCUCUUGUUGGAAACGAUGCAGUAGACCAGCUCUCAAAGUUUAAUCAGAAACUUUCGGAUCUCUCGACUUCUGGGAACCCAAGACUGAUCGAUGGAAUCUUACUGACAAAGUUCGAUACCAUUGACGACAAGGUUGGAGCAGCGUUAUCUAUGGUUUACAUAUCGGGAUCACCGGUUAUGUUCGUGGGUUGUGGCCAGUCUUACACUGACCUGAAGAAGCUUAAUGUCAAAGCCAUAGUGAAGACACUUCUCAACCAUGGUGCCUCCAAUCCUAGGGUGAUUUUGGUCGGUGGAUCUGUGGGAUCUUGGAAGGUUCCUGAUUCUCCCAACAACACUCUCAAUCACUGGGCCGAGAACAAUCGUUUCAAAGUCGGCGACUUCAUCGUGUGGAAGUACGACAUGAAAGUAGAUUCGGUACUACAAGUGACAAAAGAAGAUUACGAGAGCUGUAACACAGCAAAUCCCUUGAAGCAAUAUAAUGAUGGAGACACUAAGGUUGAGCUUGACAAAUCUGGCCCUUAUUUCUUCAUUAGUGGUGCUCCUGGUAACUGCGCUAAAGGCGAAAAGAUUACCCUUGUUGUUUUGGCUGAACGCAAAUCCGGUGGUGGUGGCGCUCCUCAGGUUUCUCCUGAUACGGCUCAAACUCCAGCUCCAGCUCCAGCUCCAGGUGCCGCUCAUAACGCUGCGGCUGGAUUGAAGGUUGGAAGCGGUUGGUUCUUGACCGCAGUCGUGAUUGGUUUGGCCAUGGCUUAGAGGGGUUGAUCGAGAGAAUGUAGUUUUUAUUGAGUUCACUUUUUAGCAAGAUUUAGUUUUUAUUUUUCCAGAUUGUUCAAGUUUCUUUUGUUCCCUUAGUUUUUCAUCAUAAAAGAUCUGUCUUUCU